AUGUUGCACAGUACAUUGAUAUUCAUCUUUGUAUUUGUUGUAUUUGUUGGCGGCUUUGCACAACAAUCUCAAUCAAAUGUUCAAAAUUCGAAUAAAGAUAGAAAUGAUAAAUUAGUAUAUCGACACGUACGACAAGUGCGAUCUUCUCAAUCUGAAGUACAACAAUCGGAUAAAAAUGCUAUUUCUUCGGUUAAAUCUUCUCCUAGUGAAAAAUUAUCCAAAUCGGAAACAGCAUCUGCAUUACUUGCUAAUAGUAUUGAAUGUGAAGCUGAUAUACAAAAAUAUUGUGUUAAAGGUGGACCAAAACUUAUUCCUAAUUUGAAAGUAUUACGAUGCAUUGAUGACCUUGAUCAGGCUGCGAAUUUGAUAAGCAAAGAUUGUCAACAUCGGAUUUAUAAAUUGAAAUACAAUAUGGUACAUGAUGUACGUUUUGAUGAUGAAGCACUUAAACUGUGUGCAAAGGAUAUUAAACUAUUAACUGACUGUAAUGAAUAUACAGAUGAACGUGGAAGUGGUCGUCUUAUUUCAUGUUUAUACGAUCGUUUGCCUAAUAUAACUGACCCAAGUUGUCGUCAUUAUAUUAAUCAAUUAGAAUCAUUCCUAUUUACUGAUUGGCGUUUAUCGGAACAUUUUGCUACUGCAUGUUUUCAGGAUAUUACAAAUCUCAAAUGUGGACGAUUAGAUGAUGAUAACGAAACAAUACCACACAAUCAAGGUGCUGUCAUUUCAUGUUUAUCGAAAAAACAUGACAAAUUAUCUACAAAUUGUUUAAAACAAAUAUUUCGAUUACAUGAAAUGCAAUCAGACGAUUAUCAUCUUGACCGUGCAUUAUAUUCUGCAUGUCGUGAAGACCGUGAACGUUUCUGUUCUCAAGUUACAAGUGGAAAUGGUCGAGUUUAUCGAUGUUUAUAUGAGAAUAAGCUUAAUAGUAUGAUGUCAACAACUUGUCGUAAAGAAGUACAUCGACGACAGAAAGUAGUUGCUUCCAAUGCUCUCUUGGAUUUACCAUUGAUUCGAGCAUGUGAAAGUGAAAUGCGUGAACAUCAAUGUGUUACUAAUUCACAAGAUCCUGAUAAGCAACUAUCACUUAUUAAUUUACUUCUUUGUCUUGAAGAUAGAGUUAAAAAAGGUAAUCAGAUUAAAGAUGAAUGUCGACGUGAAAUGCUUACUCAUCGUCGCAUGCUUAUGUCGGAUUAUGCUGUUUCACCUGAAAUCCUUUCAAAAUGUAAAAUUGAAAUGACUCAACAUUGUCAUUCAUUAUAUCAAAAAGGUGCUAGCGGCACAAUUAAUCAACGUGGUGGUCGAAUGAUUCAUUGUUUAUUAAGGGCAGCACGUCAAGAAAGCAAUUUUAGUCGUGAAUGUUUAUUUAAUAUUAAAUCAUUAGUACGUGCUGUUGAUCCAGGUAGUGAUAUACGAGCUGAUCCAUUACUUGAAACAGCUUGUCGAUCUGUUAUUGAUACAUUAUGUGCAAGAAUAAAACCUGGUGAUUCAAAUGUAAUUAUGUGUUUAUUGGAUAAUAUAAAAAAUGCUCGAAUGACAGAAGAAUGUGAAGAUCGUCUUAUGGAAGUUGCUUAUUUUAUGGCACGAGACUGGAGAUUAACACCAAAGUUAAUGCGUACAUGUCAAAAAAAUCUUCUUGAUCUAUGUAAAUUAUCACCAAGUUGGUCAAUGAGUAAUAACAUGACUGACGUUCAAUUAGGACAGUAUUUAGGUUGUUUAUAUCAACACAAGCAACAAUUAAGUGAUGAAUGUCGUACUGAACUUAAAAGAAUAAUGAGUAUUCGAACAAAAGCAAUUGGUUUGAUGCCUGAAAUUGAAGAUAAUUGUAUGAGAGAUUUAGCAGCAUGUAAAAAGCCGGAAAUUAAAGGAGAAGAAUUAAAAUGUUUACAAAAGAAAUAUAAAACACUUGAAAGUGAAUGUAAAUCAGCUGUUCAAAAAUAUACAAAAAUGACAAUAUCUAAUCCAAGUUUUGAUUUUCUUCUUAUGAAGACAUGUGGACCAAUGAUACGAAUGUUUUGUUCGAAUGUUGAAAGUGAAAAUGAAAAUGAAUUAAUUCGUUGUUUAGUUAAAAAUAAAAAUAAUCAAAAAAUGGAUUUUCGAUGUAAAACUAAUAUUGAACAUCAUCAAAUAAUAAGUUUAAAAGAUGAAGCAUUUUUAAGUGAACAAUUUCGAAAACAUUGUAAUGAUGAAAUAACUAGUCAUUGUUCAACAAAAAGAUCCAAAGCAUCAGUUAUUCAAUGUCUUGCCAAUCUUGUUCUACAAGAUGUUAUAAAGAAAACAAAUCAAAUAAAAGAAAAUUGUCGUAAUGAAUUAAAAAUUGAGCUUCUUCAACGUAGUGAAAGUAUUAAUCUUGAUCCAUUAUUAGCUAAAGCAUGUCGAAAUGACAUACAGAAAUUUUGUUCUUCUCGACUUGCAGGCAAUGCCCAGAUUAUUGAUUGUCUAAAAGCUCAUCAUAGUAAAGUAUCAGCAAUAUGUUAUGCUAGAUUAAAAAAACGUGAAAAACUUGAUAUUGUUUUACCUGGAGCUGAUUAUAGUUUAACUACAAAAUGUGCACCACUUAUUCAGAAAUAUUGUGCAAAUGAAAAUAAACAAAAUAUUUUAUUAUGUUUACGACGUAAUAUUAAUCAAGAUAAUACACCGCCUACAUGUCGAACUGUUUUAUAUCAUCGUUUAAUGGUUCUAAAUAGCGAUGCUCGUUUUCAUAAAGGUUUAAUUGAAAAUUGUCAAAAUGAUAUUAAUCGAUACUGUCAAAAUGAAAUCAUCGAUGAUGAUAAUGAUGCUGAUGAAUCCGAUGAUGAUGAUGAUGAUGAUAAUGACGGUGAUAAUAAUAAUAAUAACAACAAUGAUAAUAAUGAUCAAAAUACUGAUGAUAUACAAGAUCGUGAUAUGGGUGGUCGAAUAAUAGGAUGUUUACGUUCAAAAUAUGCUAAUACACAAGUUGAAUUAGAAUCAAAAUGUAUUACAGAAUUAGUUGAUGUUAUACAAACAUCAAAACUUAACAUUGACAUCGAUGUUAAACUUUAUCAACAAUGUAGGAAAAUAAUUAAUACGGACUGUACAGGUGUUGAUAAAGAAGAUUGUCUGAAAUUAUUAUAUCAAAAAAAUCAACUUAAAGAUGAAGGUUGUAAACAAGAAGUUAUACGUAUUAUAAAAGAAGGACAAGCUGAUAUACAUGUUGAUUCCGCAUUGGCAUCUGCUUGUCAAGUUGAUAUUCUUCAAUAUUGUAAUGAUGUCCCAAUAGGAAGUGGUAAACAAUUAAAAUGUUUAAUAAAAAAGAGUAAAUCUGUCUCGAAUUCUUGUCGAAGUGUUUUAUUAAAACGACAAGAAUUAUGGAGAAGUGUCUCUCAUGUAGAUGAUAUUGAUGAUUUAGCAAAACUAAUUGCCAAUUCGCAUAAUCAAAUAUAUCUCUAUGCAGUUAUUUUUACAAUAUUAUUUGUGAUAUUUCUAGCUGGUUGUCUUUGUCGUCCAUGCAUUCGAUCUCGUCAUAUGCAAAAAUAUAAACGAAUCAACUAA
This is a messenger RNA of Rotaria sp. Silwood1, 3513 nucleotides long. The record is from the annotation of a GenBank genome assembly. Lineage: Eukaryota; Metazoa; Rotifera; Eurotatoria; Philodinida; Philodinidae.